AUGGUUAGAUGGAAUAGAUCAAGGCGUCAUGAUCGAAGAGGAGUAGGAGGAUUCUUUGUCGAAGACAGUUCUAGAGAAAAUGAGGAAGAUUCAGAUGACGAAUAUGAUGAGAGCAUUCUGAAACUACUGCCUGAUGGAGAGGAUGAAGAUAAUCACAGAGAUUCAAUGAUUAGAAUGGCUUACAUUCCACUCUUGCUUUUCGCCGUGUUCUUUUAUCCAGGAGUUUUUGUUUUUGCUGUUGUUCUUGAGAAUGCAGCCUAUGUUCAUACGAGAACAGAAGUCGCCAGCAUGAACCCGUUCUUAUUGUCCUACAAGGUUCUUCGUAAAGGUACCGGAUCAUUCCAACAUGCGACGAUGCCGGAAGUCGCGAAAAGUCUCAACAGAAUCGGACAUUUCUGCCUCAAUGUCUUCGCCACUACUGCUCUGAUUAUCGCCUUGAUGAUUUUCAUCGAAUCAAAGUUGCUGACCACGUCACAGAUAGAGCAAUGCGCACCAAACUGCGUUGCUGUACUCUACGCGUUCGCAAUGUGGAUGCAACUGGCGACCGUUCGCUAUCGCAACGUCGUUCCACUUGUUCUCACCGUAGCUAUCGAGCUGUUCAUUCUCGGAUUGGUUAUGGCCACGAAGCUACCAUCUGUGGCGAUUUUUCAAAUCAGAGAAGUCAUGUUUUAUGUUCUAUUCGUCUUCAUCACUAUCGUCCGAUUGGUCUACAUGCUCAUCCUAUACAAAGUACUCCAGUUCAAAAACCCUCGCUUUACCCUCGCGACGACAGUUUUCCUGAAGCCGACCAACACUCCUGUCACAUUUUCGUCAGUUUUGGCACCACAAGAGCUCGACCCAACGAACCCGUACUAUCCACAAACCGUCUACAACAGUAACCAAGUUAAAAGUAAUCUUCUAGACAAGUCUCUUACCUAA
Messenger RNA from Caenorhabditis remanei, 918 nucleotides. RefSeq lists its product as uncharacterized. The transcript has 4 exons. Lineage: Eukaryota; Metazoa; Nematoda; Chromadorea; Rhabditida; Rhabditidae. The coding region runs from base 1 to 918 and encodes 305 amino acids. The record is from RefSeq and is a predicted model, not a curated record.